AUGCGCAAUGUGGUAUCGACGUCAAGAGGUAUACCAUGGGACACCAACGCUCUGGAAGACUUGGACUACGCGGACGACAUCGUGUUAAUUUCGCCUACUCUUGCUUAUCUGGAAGCUAAACUUGAAAGUCUUCAGGAAGAGGCGGACAGAAUGGGCCUGCGAAUUAACAAACGCAAAACAGUCAGCAUGCGUGUGAAGUCAAGUUCAACGGAUCCGCUGACACUGGGGGGCGAGAGCCUAGACUCGGUGUCCAAGUUUGUGUACCUAGGGAGUGUGUUGACUGAGAAAGGUGGAGCGGACGACGACAUCGACAGCAGAAUAAAAAAGGCGAAGGCUGCGUUUGCUCAGUUAAAGGCCGUCUGGGAGUCAAAUGUGCUCACGCGUCGAAUCAAGCUUUCCCUCUUCGAAUCCAUAGUGAAAUCUGUGCUACUGUUUGGCUACGAAACGUGGAGAGAAAUAACUAACAAAACUACUCAAAGUGAUUUAAAUAAGUGUAGUGAAAUACCAAGAAACGUGUGUCGAAAAGUGCAGUGCUGUCAUUUGACAGAGAAAUACGUGAAAGUCAGCAAAAUAGUGGGUGGAUUCCAGCGUUGGAAUGUCACGCCUCCAAGGCGUUUUUCAUGGUGGAACGAGUACUACUGGGAUCUCGCAUUCAUGGCUAUCGCCCAUUUAGUCUUUGGCAUAAUGGCAGCAAUAAAAGGAAACUACAUAUUCACUAUACCUUUGGCAACUGUCGUACCAAUUUAUGAUUGCUACACGGCCCUUGUGAUUUACAGUUAUGACCAGUCAAAACCACCACUUCCAGACGAUGACAACUAA
This is a messenger RNA of Leguminivora glycinivorella, 819 nucleotides long. RefSeq lists its product as uncharacterized. The record is from RefSeq and is a predicted model, not a curated record. The transcript has 4 exons. Bases 1 to 819 code for a protein of 272 amino acids. Lineage: Eukaryota; Metazoa; Arthropoda; Insecta; Lepidoptera; Tortricidae.